This is a messenger RNA of Patella vulgata (common limpet), 2453 nucleotides long. Its product is annotated as protein boule-like. The coding region runs from base 101 to 970 and encodes 289 amino acids. Gene Ontology annotation, molecular function: RNA binding. The transcript has 10 exons. NCBI's taxonomy places the organism in Eukaryota, Metazoa, Mollusca, Gastropoda, Patellidae. The record is from RefSeq and is a predicted model, not a curated record.
CUCGAUGUGCGCACGUAGAGUUUCGGCUGCUGGCACUAUUCAUAUCGGUUUGUUACGUUUGUUUUCUUGUUAACUUAUUGAAGAUUUUCCAGUUUAAAUCAUGUCCUCCACAGAUGUUUCUCCUUCAGCUACCCCCAGCACUACCCCCUUGAGUGGAACAAAUGCACCAAAAUUUGGCACAGUCAUUCCAAGUAGAAUAUUUGUUGGCGGUAUAGCAGCAAAUACAACAGAUGCAGAGUUAAAACAGUUUUUUGCCGCUUAUGGUGCAGUUAAAGACACAAAAAUAAUAGCAGAUAGAGCCGGGGUAUCAAAAGGAUAUGGUUUUGUUACGUUUGAAAGUCAAGAAGAUGCAGAUCGUAUUAUUAAAAAAGAGGCAGAUAAUUUAGUGUUUCGAGAUCGUAAAUUAAACAUUGGUCCAGCUGUUCGUAAACAAGUAUUAACCAGAAAUUAUGAUUCUAAUAUACAAGCAGGGACUGUCAUGUUUGCUAAUGGAGUUCCCUACACAUACCAAAAUGGAAUGGCUAUAUAUCAUGCCGCGGAAGGGGGCUACCCCUUAACCCAGCCCCAGCCAACCUAUACGAGUAAUCCUUACUCAGCAGCUGCUGCGGUUAUGGUACCACAAACGCCUACUAUAUACAUGACACCAAGUUACCAGUCAGCUGCUGCUUACCAAUCUGCAGCAGCCUAUCAAUCAGCAGCCGCCUAUCAAAAUGCUGCUUAUCAUCAGUCGCCAUAUCAAGCGCCUACUCCACAAUGGACGGCAUCUCCACAGUGGCGUUGGGGCCCACAGAGUCCCAGUCAACCAGCUUCCUUUGGUGGGAACCCAGGGUAUGUGUACGCCAUGCACACAACAACCCCUGAACUAAUGUACGCUCAACCUCCACCUACAGGGAUGCAACCAACAGACCUUGACACAGCUUUACAAGAAGCUACAGCAGUCGAGGUAAUUCCCGGACAUUAUGCACUAUAGUGUAAAAAAAAAAUUUAAAAGAAAUUUUGUAAUAUACAAAUUGUUACAAAUAAGUCGUCCUCGUAAUUUAUGGGUUUAUCCUGUGAAUUACUAUGAAAAGAUAAAAGCAGUAUUUGUCAUCAAAGAUUUUAAAAAAACCCAUGAAAAUUUGUAAAGAGAAAAAAAAUCUAGAAAAAAAAAGUUGUUUUAUAUAUCUACAUAAAAGCUUUAAUCUUCAUCCAUGUUCAUUUUUGUAAAUUCAUCUUUCAUGUGUCAUAAACGUAAAUAUAACUUAAAUAAUUAGAAAAAUGACACCCUCUCAAAAACAAAACAAAAAAAUAAGAAAAUUGUCUUUUUGUCAUGUUUUCCUUCUAAAUGGAUCUCAUUUAUCGGGGAUGUAUUAUCGGGUGCUCGAUUAUCAGUCUGGAAUGUUCCAAAUUGAGGGAAUUGCAAAACGAGGGAAAGCUCUCCUAAUCCACAAAUGUAGUAUGAGCAGAAUCGUGACAUUGUGUUUAUUCAGUCCACACCUGUCGAGGGAUCAAGAGAAUUAUGAUUCCAGAAUGUUGAAUUGAGCAUCUAAAAUAUGUCUAGUGUUUUCUCAAGGGGGUGUAUGGGGUGAUUUAAGAACACUUUUCUUUCCUCUGAUAUUGUUCUAACAGUGUAUAUGAUAUGAUCUUUUGUGAGGUGGUGGGGGGGGGGGGAUAGAUGUGUCCUCUAUGGUCAUGUCUUUAUUUUUUUUAUUUAUUUUUUUUUCUGGUGGGAGAUGUGGUGGGAUACGUUGUCACCUUUUAAUUUAGGGUUGGGAGCAGUGUGAUUUAUGCCUGGGGAAGGGGCAGGAUUAGAGAUGUGGUCAUCUUUACUCCUGUGAUUUCUUGGUGGGGGGAGCGAUCUAUAAGCACAUUGCUUACGUUGUUUUGUUUUUUGAGAGAGUUUUGGAGGUGAUCUAUAAUCACUUAUUGUCUCUCAUAGUCUCAUGGUUUAUUGUGGGCGAGGGGGUUAGGGAUGCACGAUCUAUAUACGAUUGCUUGCUGUCCUGUCAUCUUAAACUAUUUUUAUUAUAAUGUACAAGUCUAAAGAAUCUUUAUUCCAUUGUUUAUGUGUACUCCUGAGUAAUAUAUAUAUAUUAUAAUAUUAUCGAUUGAAAUGUGUAUAUUUGUAUUUUUAAAAUUUGAGUGUACGAUGACAUAUACUUGUUUAUAAAGUUGUUAAGAAGAAUACAUUGGAAUUUAAGUUAUACAAGCGUUCUCAGAUAGUUUGUCCCAAAUGAAAAUUAUUAUACAAACUUUUAAAAUAAUACAUGUAAAAUUUAUUGUUGAAAAGAAAAAGUUAUAUUAGUGACCCAGUCAAAAUCGUUACUACAGCUCGAGAAAAGUUUCGAGAUUUAAAACAAAGGAUGGCUUGUCAAAUACAUAUUCUUACCUAACAAUAUUACUGCCAAAAUUUACCCAGGCUGUUAAAAGUCUACUUGCCUAAGUUCAGUUUUAAUUCUAAUAUUUAAAAUCAA